GUUAUGUAGUGCUGUGUCGGUGAUGUUUUAUAUUGAAUCUUCAGCAGUGGCGCUCAAACUCUCUCUGAUCUCUCACUGGGAGCAUCUGAACCAACAACAGCAGCGGAGAGCAGCGGGCAUCAGCCUCACACAAUUAACCAGCACUUUUGGGGUGCCUGGCCCUUCACUGAAGACAUGUCAACAGAGGACGGAUCUAUGACACACCGUUGAGGAUCAGGGGUCAUGGAGUCUCUCUUCGGGGGGUCAGUUGGGCUUGCUGGGAGGUAACGAGGGUCUGAAAGAAGAUGGCUGUGGGGUGGGCUGGUCCAACUCUCCUUUAUCAGAAGACAUGUACUCUGCCUCCCACUUCGCCCUCAUCAGCGCCUACCAGGACAUUAAGACCCGACUGGCCGGCCUCGAGCGAGAAAAUGCAGACAUCAAAAGAAAACUCAAGAUUUACGAGAUAAAGUUCCCCAUGAUAAGCGAGUUUGGAGAUGACAGAAACUCCUACUGCUCCUUUGAGCCCAAAGACACAGCGCUGCUCCAAUCAGAGAAUGGCAGUCUGCAGCAGAGAGUCAACAUGCUGACCCUCGAGCUUCAGAAGAGCAAAGAGCGAGAGGAGCAGCUUGAAGAUGUCAUUCAGGCCUAUGAGAAAAUCCACAUGGAGAAGUCCAGUCUUCAGCGAGAUCUAGACAAGAUGACGUCUCUGGUGGAGAAACAUGUUGAGCGGAUCCACAGUUUAGAGGCGGCUUUGAGGCAGAGGGAGAGCUCACUACACAAACUCAACACACAGCUGCACAACAAAGACAUGCAGUAUCUGCAACUACACAGCCCUGACUCCCAUAUGCUAGACUGCCCCAUGACUCUACAGAGCUCCCGAAGUCUGGACACCCUCUCUGACCUCAAACUGCAGCGUCUGGAGGCGGAGCUAGAGGGGGCGCGGCAUGAGGCUCAAGGGGCAUGUCAGAGAGAGGAGGAGCUAAAAGCUGAAUGUGAGCGGUUACGUGAAGAGCUGAGAGAAUUGCAAAGCAACCAGAGGCAGAGGGAGGUGAGUUCCACAUGUGGGCAGUGUGAUGUGGAGUGGAUAAAGAAAGUUGGAGAUGAACAAGUAAAUCUGGCUUUGGCCUAUACUGAACUGACAGAGGAAUUGGGCAAGUUACAGGCUUUGACCUCGAAACAGACUGAAAUAUUGAGGAAAGCCUCACAGGAGCCAGCAAGCCCAGUUCAGCGCCACUCUCCUGUCCCUCACCAGAGGCAUUCACCUGUCCCGCAGCGCCAUUCCCCAAUCCAACAGCGCCAUUCCCCCAUCCAACAGCGUCAUUCGCCUGUUCCCCAGCAGCGCUCCCCUGUGCUCCAGCGUCUCUCUCCGGACAUGCACCGUCGCUCACCUCUGCCUGAGAUCAGUGAUGGCCCAGCAUCCUAUUCCUGCAGGCCCACUUCCCACCACCUUAGGGCCAGUUUCCAAGGAAGACGCAGCUACUCUGAAGUAGCCGAUCCGUCGGCUUAUCAACGGCCCCCGCGGUUCACUCUGGACCCUGUGUCCACCCUGCCGAAACCUCGACCUUAUGUCGACAGCUACCACAAGCAGCAGCAGCAACAGCAGCAGCAGCAACAGCAACAGCAACAUGGAGGAAGCCAGCACAUGUUAGUUCAAAGACAGGGUUCUCAGUCCGGGGUUGGAGGCGACGGGGGAUUGGCUGAACCUCCACGGCUGUCCAGGGAGCUGUCUUUCCACCACUCGGAUGUGUCCCACUUGCAUUUCGAGCCUCAGCCCAGCCCAGCACCUCUGCAUUCAUCCCCACAGCCUCCACAGUCCUCCGAGGAUGAGGAGGAAUGGUCCUGCCCUCAUCCCAUCAGUCCUCCGCGGACACUGGGGGUGUCGAGCCCCUCAUCGAGCUCCAGAGGCCCCGCCUCUUGUUCUGCUUUCCCCAUUCCUUCUCGUCCCAGCACCCUAAGCUGUCACCCACCUGGAUACCUGCACGCAGAGCACGCCCAGUCUUGGCCAUCCAUCAAUCUGUGGAUGGAGACGGAGGAGGAGGGUGACGUCAGGAGCUGCCCGCUGUGCCAGCUAAUCUUCCCUGUUGGUUACCCUGAUGAUGCCUUGAUCAAGCACAUUGACUCGCACCUGGAGAACAGCAAGAUCUGACACCCACAGCCACGCCAUGACCUUCUGUUGUUCCACAGUUACAUUUAUUCUUUGCUACCGGUAUUUUUAGCCGGGGGCCUUCAGACAGAAUGUAGGCAAUGCACCUGUGGCCAGUCUCACGAUUUGAUAAGUGAAACAGAGAUCUGUGAUUACCUACAAAACUCAUGUGUCAUGAAUAGCUUAUAUCUCUAUAUAUCGCUUCUUUUCAAAACAAAUUUCUUGAAUGGUAACUUUCUAUUUUAAACACUGUUUAUUAGCAAUCACACACACUAAACCAAACUGACUGAGCGUAUUUCAAUAUUAAGGCUCUCAUUUCAGCUUUUAACUACAGUUCCCAUGAUUAUUUGCAUUAUUUACACUUGUGGUCACAGAAUGUGCUUUGUGGCCAUUUUUGGAGAACUGAGUAGUAUAUAAGAGGGAAUAUUACAUGGCCAACGGUUGCAUCAUUUGAAUUUCAGCACUUUAUAUAAGCACUUAAUAUCCAGUUUACCUUUAUUGAUAUUACUAACACUGAGGCAAAAAAGUAAAUCCUUAUAGAUAUAAUUUAUUUUUUAAUACUCCAGGGUCUUACCCUUAAAUAUAUCUUUGUUUGGCAGGACUUCCCUUUAAAACUGGAUUCUUUGUAACUAUCUGUAAUUAUUUACAAUCACAAUUUUUUGUUUGUCUUCCGGGGUGUUUGGCUGUACAAAAAGGGAAGUUUUUUUCUUAAAGAUAAAAUAUUCUUUACAAAUGUCCUCUCAUAAUACACAUGACGAUUGCAGCUCUGUGCACAGUCUUAACCAACCACUGACAAAACACCAGUUGCUGUUGUUUCUCAAGACAGUAAUACUGUGAUUUCCAUAGUACACUUAGACAACGGAUGGUUUUUGAUGUAUAUAUUGCUUUAACUAAAAUAUAUUUGUUCUUCUGAUCACAUCACAGAGCUCAAUCUGUUUUAUCAGUUCAAACUUUUUUAAUGUACUGUAAAUGUAUACCUGUAUCUAAAGCCAAUUAUAUGUAUUAACCUGUAAAUUCAGCUAUAUAAUAUAGAUAUGCAUUUUUCAAGCUUGGAUAAGAGCAAAUGGUUUGCUAAAGAUGAAAAGAAAACUACUGGAACUGCUAAUUCAUGUUUUGUAUUGCUGUGAUCCAAACGAUACAGCACCCAGUUGAGUGUUUAAUUAGCUAAGUGUUACUAUUCCCUAUUCUUCCAGGUGUACCUUAUGCUAUAUGUGAUAAAGUCUUCUUUCUUGCUACUUUCCCUGAUUCUGCAGACUUUGUGAAAACGAGAGCACUGGAUCUGCUACUAACCCAAAUACAGAGGAACUAAAAUGGGAAAGUAGCACAAAGAAGUCAUCGCUGGUGCACAUGUGCAAAAUUACAAAGCCAAAUAUAGCAAAGUGCAAAAUAAGAAGCUGUACACUGUCUAUGAAAUAACUGGGUGGAGGUUUUAUUCAAUUGGUAAUUG
This is a messenger RNA of Labeo rohita (rohu), 3569 nucleotides long. RefSeq names its product TBK1 binding protein 1 (gene tbkbp1). The record is from RefSeq and is a predicted model, not a curated record. The transcript is spliced from 10 exons. Gene Ontology annotation, cellular component: cytoplasm. NCBI's taxonomy places the organism in Eukaryota, Metazoa, Chordata, Actinopteri, Cypriniformes, Cyprinidae. The coding region runs from base 329 to 2125 and encodes 598 amino acids. Gene Ontology annotation, biological process: canonical NF-kappaB signal transduction.